Messenger RNA from Ectocarpus sp. CCAP 1310/34, 3296 nucleotides. The record is from the annotation of a GenBank genome assembly. NCBI's taxonomy places the organism in Eukaryota, Phaeophyceae, Ectocarpales, Ectocarpaceae.
AAACAAAACGCAACAACAAUACGACAAGUAGACACAGAAGCCAUGAGCUGCCCAAACGCGUUCGUGAAGAAAGAGUGGGAGAUCAAUGAGUUUGAACCCAUGCCAGCUCGGCCCUACCUGGACGUGGUCGAUCCUUGCGCCCGUUGCCGCGGGUCUGUACACAAAUCAACCUCGAGCAAGCCCUGGGAACAGUGCAUGAGACAGCGCAGGCAGUGCCUUAGGAGAAACGAGGAUCACCCUCUGCCUCCAAUACGGCGGGUUCCUAUUGACGAGCUCGACGAAGAUAGGGACUUUGCGUGUGUUUUUCAGGCCGAUGGCAGCGACACCAUUACGUGGGACAAGGAGACCCGCUGCAGGGUUCCUUGCGACAAGUGCUGGAACCUGGCGCAAUGCCUGAGGAUGAAGCACACUCUGGACCCGCAUGACAUCGCCUUCCUCGACAUCGAUGACGCCCCGGGGGUUACCCCAGCCAAGCGUUCGUGCAAGAAUAGCAGCCCUUCUGGCUCCGCGACGAAGACCCCGGGGUCAGGAGAGAGGGCCCCGAAACGAGCGCGCACAAGCCCGAGUAAGGGCCUGGUCGUGGAGCCAAGAGCCGCCGGAGGGUCUUGCCCGCCCGCCCCACCUGUCGCUCCCACUCCCUUUCCCCUUUUACCGCCGAGGCCUCCCGUGGCGCCGGUCUCGGUGACGGGACCGACGGUGCCCCUGGUAAGCAGCACGCGCUCGUACUACUCCGCAGUGGGAUGCUUCGAUCGCAGAGGUAACCCCAUUUUGAGGGGUAACCCCGUUCCGGACGUGGGCAAGGGGAAGGGGCCGGCUCGCAAACAGUCUGCGGGCGGCGGCGGCGGCGGCGACGGUGGUGCUAGUGGCGGCAGCGAUGAAGCUGGGGGUAAGUGUACCCCGCGAAUGCCUUCUCCAGACGCGGGUGCAGGAGCGGGAGCCGGAGUAGGAGCGCGGAGGAAUCAGCUGUAUGCCUCGAACAAGCGAAAUGACAUCUACAUGGACAAGCUUCGCGAGCUGGUGCAGCUGGCGGCCAGCAAGGUUAAAGAGACGAGCGACCACCUCGUGGACCUGGACAACGUCAAGAAGUACGCGAGGGCUCAGAUCAGGGACGCGGAACGCCUUCUGAGUUCGUCCGAGAUCAAGGAGCAACAAGCGCAGGCAAAGCUCGCCCGGUUCAAGGUCGAGGAAGCCGAGGCGAAGGGCCUGCUGAAACAAGCGCUGGUUGGUAGCGCUCAGAAGCUUCAGGCCGAAGCGGCGCGAUUGGAGAAAGAGGCGCGGUUGUUGCCAUAGCCGGGCGAUCACUUGCAGUGGCUGGACAAUCAAGUGCUGAGGCCAUUGAGACUUGCGGGUGGCAAUGGCAAUUAUAGAAUGUAGUGGAGGGACUCCGGCCAAACAAUUCGACGAGAACAAAUAUUACAACUGAAUGGGAAUGAUUUUCUUAGGUAUUGUGCAGCGCCAAAUAUGAUUUCUGUAAAGGUGUACCCCGUUAGGGUAGUUGACUUCAUUCCGCGGAAGGCGUCCGCGUCAGUUGGACCAGUACGGACAAUUGAAGGUACUGAGCGGAGACCGGAACAGUUUUUUCGAUGUGAGGACAACAACCACAAAUCUGGGCCAUCUGCCUCUACCUCGGCGUGCGUCACACGUUGAACGUUUUCCGCUCACACCAUCUAGCUAAUGUGGUCAACCCCGUUAGAGAGUGUGGUCACUAUGUCGAAUCUACAUUUGACGUGUGCCCACCGCCUUAAAUGUCCGCCCCAUGGUGCUUUUUACGAGUUGUAGAGACCGCAUUUGUCCCCGUUGUGAAAAGCGACUCGCCAAUGCGUCGUAAUUUUUUGGUACCGUGUUUGGCAUCUAAGUGCGCUGUUCUAUUCGUUUGUAGGUGGCUGGUUUCAACAUAUUAUAUGCAUAAGCGAGCGCGUGUAUCCGCUUUACCCGAAGGCAGUGUAAGCGUUGUCGCAAACGUUUCCAUUUCUAGGACCAACUUGCUUCGGUCGUGGCCGGGUUCCUUGACGCCGUGCUCGUGACGGAAUAUUGACACCUUGCGCUUUUUUCUUAGUGUUUGGAAUGGGCUAAAACCGCCGGCUGUCGCAAUGGUAGUCGGUUGGCGCCGCUGGAUAUGGCGCAUAGCCCAAGACCUCCUGUGGGUGUCGACUCUGUGUUUUGGUUGGCGCUUGAUCGAAGUCAUGUGUGUCAAGCCGAAUUCCACACUACACCAUCAGAUUUCGCCGUCGUCGCGAUAUUGUGUCCGAUCCUUUCGUGUUACUAGAACUGUUGAUGGAGCUUUUCCUCAGCUGCAGCCAGCGAGCAGGUACCACCCCCCUCCCCGUCAAUCCCCUCAACAAAACUUCCCCUGUCCCUCUGCCAGGGCUAGCCCUUCUCAUGCCAUCCUUGUUGUGGUAGCCUUCCACAAAGCAACGCUGACAGAUAUGGCUGUCAACCGCCAACUCCCCUCUCGAGCUGCUAAACCUGUCAAUAGAAGCCCUUUGCAACCGGAAAUGUGAGGUCAACACUCUGACUCACGCACCCGCCGAAUGCCAAUGUGUACCUCUAGGUGACGCCAGGCAGAUGGCAAAAAACGCCUUCUAGGCGUUUCCACCUUUCCAAGUUUGCAAAGAAGCACGUCGGCCGGUCGCCAAACAUCUGCUGCUAGGGUUGAAGUCCUCCUUGACGCGGCCGCCGUCACACAGCCGCCUGUGGUUGGCGUCAACCUCAAAGAAGGCGAUCGCUCCCGCAACAUGUUUGGCUCGUAGGUGUUUCCACCUGGAAUUGCCGCGCAGUUUGGGUUGGUGGCACGCGUUGCAGACGCGCACCCCGUCCAACAACAUGCCGCACCCCUCUUCACCACAAAGAGGUCGGGGUCCUCGUCGGGGCCCUCGGUUUUUUCAUGCACUGGUUUGGGUGCUGCGAACGCGGGCUGUGACCCACUACCGCCACCCCUCGUGCUUGCGCGUGUCCGCCGACGGUGACCGUGUGCUGCUCGUCGCUGGUCGCCCCCCCGCCGGUCUGACCAGUCUCAAUGACCCGCGGGCAACGGGAGUGCCAAUCACUGUCUGCAUCGACUUUCUCCACCCCCGCUCUCCUGUCCGGGCCAGCGGCCGACCCCGAGACAACGCUUGUUGACGACGGCAUGGGGGCAACAUCUACAGGCACCGGCGGCCUAUUACGACCACCAUCAUCAGGAGUAGACUAGUGCCACUCCUCACGCGUUCUGACAAUUUCAUGUCAAGCACUAGACACUGCUGCUGGUGGGCCUGACGUGUCCCGGGAUACCCUUUUUCCAAGUACUUCCGCCGUUC